UUGACACCGUAUAUAUAAUCAAAGUCCUUCUAGGGUUAGAUAAUUUAACAAGCCUAACUAAUUUAUAAAAGGGGCAGCUACACACCAUCUAGUCUUCACUUCGUUUUCAUAAAGAGUCUUUCGUGUAACCAAAGAGCCAUUUUCAGUUUCAAGAGUAAUAAAUCGAAAAAAAAUUAGGGUUUCACAGAUCGUGAUCAUGAAGAAGAGACAAGUGGUAAUAAAGCAAAGAUCAAGAAACUCCAACACGUCGUCGUCUUGGACUACUACUUCUUCAUCGGCGACCAAUAACAUCCGUUACGUGGAGUGUCAAAAGAAUCACGCUGCUAACAUCGGAGGUUAUGCCGUCGACGGUUGCCGUGAGUUUAUGGCCGCCGGUGAUGAAGGAACCGAUGAUGCUUUGAGAUGUGCAGCUUGUGGUUGUCACCGGAACUUUCACCGGAAGGAAGUCAAUACGGAGGUUGUUUGUGAGUACUCUCCACCUAACGCUUGA
Molecule: messenger RNA, 490 nt
Organism: Eruca vesicaria subsp. sativa (arugula)
Lineage: Eukaryota; Viridiplantae; Streptophyta; Magnoliopsida; Brassicales; Brassicaceae
Source: the annotation of a GenBank genome assembly